Messenger RNA from Bactrocera dorsalis (oriental fruit fly), 1939 nucleotides. RefSeq lists its product as uncharacterized. The record is from RefSeq and is a predicted model, not a curated record. NCBI's taxonomy places the organism in Eukaryota, Metazoa, Arthropoda, Insecta, Diptera, Tephritidae. The transcript is spliced from 4 exons. Gene Ontology annotation, molecular function: DNA binding. The coding region runs from base 16 to 1785 and encodes 589 amino acids.
UCUGAUCAGAAUAAGAUGUCGACAAUUGCAAAAUGUGUCGGAUGUGAUCGGAAGAUAAGAGCUACUGGUGACGUGACCUCUAAUUUUGUGAAGCAUUUGCGGGUCAAACAUAGCGAAUUGUAUGCGGAAUACAAAAGUUUGAAGUCGGGCAGCCCUUUUGGCAAUUCUGCGCAAGCUGCCUUCGAUAGAAAGCUUUUGCAUGCUAAUGUUGAUGGAGCACUGCCUGUCUCAAUUUUAGAAAGAAGGUCUUUCAUAGACCUCUUGCAGACCAGUGGCAUGAAGAUAAUGAGCAGGCAAGCAGCUGUAAAAAAAUUGAAGGAGCAUUAUGGUGAAGUGGUACACAAAAUCAAGUCGGAAAUGGCCUCCGUAAAACACUUCUGUACAACCGGGGAUAUUUGGUCUGGGAACCACCGGAGCUUUUUGGGGUAUACUUGCCAUUGGCUCACAGAGAACCUGGAACGCAAGUCGGCUGCUCUUGCUUGCAGGAGAAUAUUCGGCGUGCACUCAGCUGAAAAAAUUGCGCAAAUCAUUGCCGAAAUUAAUGCCGGCUUUGGUCUGAACCCGUCCAAUGUUAUUAUGACGGUGACAGACAAUGGAUCCAAUUUUGUUAAGGCUUUCAAGGAGUACGGGUGUACGGAAACUGAAACUUCUUUUGAAGAUGAAAGCGAAAACGAUUUGCCAGUUUUCCAAAACGAGCUGCUGCUGCCAAAGCAUCUUCGAUGUUGCAGCCACACGCUGAAUUUACUUGCUUCCGCCGAUUACGUGAAGAUUUUGAGAAGUGAGCAGGCUUUGUAUAUCCAACAUUCGAUGACAUUCGAAAAAUGCAAUGCCUUGUGGAGGAAGUGCAAAUGGCCGAAGUCGUCGGAAAUUAUUGUGGAAUGCUUGGGAUCGACAUUGCUUGUGCCCGUUGUAACUCGGUGGAAUUCACUGUUUGACGCAGUAACGAAGUUACUUUGGGCAAAGGACAAGUUGAAUCCUUUGUGCGAAAGACUCAGCUUGUCACAAUUUUCUCCGAGCGAUUUGCAGUAUCUGGAGAUGUACCAGUUGUUGAUGGGGCCUAUUGCUCGUGCCUUGGACUACCUUCAAGGAGAAAAUAACGUGAAUUACGGCUGCUUAAUUCCGACUCUGAUGACCCUCAGCAAUAGAUUGGAUAAGCUGCAAAACAAGCCAGAAAUGCAGCAAGUUUCCUCUGUGGUUGCUAAGUUGGAGCAGCGUUUGAGAGAUCGGUUUGACGCAUUUUUUACUUUAAAACCGGAGGCCAAUAUAGCACUAGCGGCAACUGUACUAACUCCAGAUAUUAAAAUGAGCUGGAUCAAGGUGUUGCAAAGGAUAAAACCGGAGAUGACAGCAGCGGACAUAAGUACCAGGGUUUUAAACACAAUUUGCGAUUUCUAUGCAAAAGAUAAUCGUGCUUUCAAUGCACAAAUAUUGAAAAGUAAUGAAUUAUUUGCAAAUAAUGGGCAUUUUGAUUCUGACCUCAACGACACAGAUAACGAAGAAGGAACAAAUGCUACUCCUGAGCCAAGUGUUAGUGAUCGUCGGGCUUUUUUGACCCAUCACUUUUUCUGUUACUUAAAUGACAAUUCAAGAACAAACGACACUUGGGUAAAACAUUGCAGUCUAAAAGAAGCUUUUGUUGCCUUUAAUACUCCCCUGACAUCCUCAGCACCAGUAGAGAGGCUAUUUUCCUUUGCGGGGAUAGUGAAUAGUCCAAGGCGCCAGUCAAUGUCGGACUUAUCAUUUGAGAAAUUGGUGUUAUUGAAAGCAAAUUCUAAAUGGUGUUAAUGAAUAUUUUUCUUGUUAUUUUGUUAUAAAUGAAUCUUGUUAUUUUUUUGGUGUUACAUUCAGUUAUUAUGUCUUGAUUCAAGACUCUUGAAUAUCUUUAUUUGUUGUACAAAAUUGAAUAAAAAAAUUUAUUAAAAAUUAAAAAAAGCAAAAA